AUGGAUGAACUUGAGCGCCUUCAGCUCGUCUCAAAAGUAUGUAGUGAAUUGGAGAAUCACUUCGGAGUUGCUGAUAAAAAUGUCGCAGAGUUCAUCAUCGAUUUGGCGAGCAAAUCAAAGACUUUCGACAAAUUCAAGAAAGCGCUUGAUGAGGAAGGACUUGGGGACCAGUUUGACGAUUCAUUGAUUGCCAACUUACAACGUCUCAUCCUACACAUGUUACCCAAAAAGGAGAAAAAGAAGAAAGGGAUUUCGGACAAAAUGACACACAAAAUAACAUUGAUCUCAGAUGCAAAAGAUGAACUGAAAGCUCGUUUGCCUGCCCUUGCUAUGCCCGAUACAAUUGACGAACCUCAAAGUGAUAUGAUGGCCCAAUUGGAGAAUUUGAUGCCUAAAUGGCAGGAUGCGAAAGAAGAUGAAACAAAGAGGGAUCGUUCACCUUCACCAAAAAGGAAACGAGAUCGAGACAGAAGUCGGGAUCGGCGAAGGAGUCGAAGCAGGGAUCGUGAUAGGAGUGGUAGAGAUCGUGACCGUGACCGUUCAAAAAGAAGUCGAAGCAGAAGCAAUGAUCGGGAUCGCAAUCGCAAUAGAGACCGGGAUCAGAAAAGAUGGAGAAGGAGUCGAAGUGGCUCUCGUGAUCGUGGUGGUGGACGCGGCGGUAGGCGUGAACGCGACAUCCCUGAUGCUCCUGAGCCUGGGAUGAUUCUCAAUGGACGUGUCAACAACAUGACCGGAUUUGGAGCCUUUGUCCAGUUGGACGGUCUUCGCCAGCGGGCGGAGGGUCUCGUGCACAUUUCACAAAUCAAGAAUGAACGAGUGAAUUCUGUCUCCGAUGUUCUCCAAAGGGGUCAAAAGGUGAAGGUGAAGGUGCUGAAAAUCGAGAACGGAAAAACAUCGUUGUCAAUGAAAGAAGUUGAUCAGGAUACCGGAGAAGAUCUCAAUCCUAAGGAAGAAGAAUUGGCUCCAGAUGCCUUGAGAGUCACAAAUCUCAGAAACCCCGAAGCGCCGCGAACUCGAGAUGAAGAUGAUGGACCGAGUAUGGCCAGCACUAGUAAUGCCAAGAAAAGUCGUGUCAAAAUGUCAACGCCAGAACGAUGGGAAAUGCAACAACUCUACAGCUCGGGAGCUAUCUCACACAUGGAGAUGCCCGAUUUUGAUGAAGAUCAUGGAGUGCUUAAGAAUUUUGAUGAAGAAGACGAUGGUGAAGAUUUGGAAAUUGAACUCGUAGAGGAAGAGCCGGAUUUCUUGAAAGCUUAUGGUAAACAUUCAAAUGAAGUGGAGGCAGUGAAAGUUGUCAAAAAUCCGGACGGAAGUCUUGCACAAGCUGCCAUUAUGCAGGGAGCUCUUUCCAAAGAACGACGUGAAGAGAAGAUCAAAAACCAACGAGAACGGGAUCAAGAUGAUAAAGAUAAUAUGGGAUAUCAAUCAAAAACCCGAAUAUUGGAUCCGAUGCAAAGAGUUGGAUACGAAGAUCGAGGUGAAGAAAGACAACGAGGUGUCCAGAAGGAUAUGCCAGAAUGGAUGAAAUAUGUGACACAAGGCGGUCGGGCCACUUAUGGAAAGAGAACAAAUCUGAGCAUGAGAGAACAACGAGAAAGUCUUCCGAUUUUCCACUUCAAGGAUGCUCUUGUCAAAGCGGUGAUGGAACACCAAAUGCUGGUUGUUGUUGGCGAGACUGGCUCGGGAAAGACAACGCAGAUGACUCAAUACAUGGUGGAAGCUGGAUUUGCAAGAAGAGGAAAGAUUGGAUGCACCCAACCAAGGCGCGUCGCUGCAAUGUCCGUUGCAAAGAGAGUUGCCGAAGAAAUGGGAGUGAAAUUGGGGCAAGAAGUUGGAUACACAAUUCGUUUUGAAGAUUGCACAAGCCCCGAUACCGUCAUCAAAUAUAUGACUGAUGGUAUGUUACUGCGAGAAUGCCUUCUUGAUCCAGAUCUUUCUGGGUAUUCACUCAUUAUGCUUGACGAGGCCCACGAACGGACAAUUCACACUGAUGUUCUAUUCGGGUUGUUAAAAAAGGCAGCGAAGAAACGAAAAGAUAUGAAGCUUAUCAUCACAUCAGCCACACUUGAUUCGGUGAAAUUCUCAGAGUAUUUUUGUGAGGCUCCAAUUUUCACAAUUCCCGGACGAACGUUCCCCGUGGAAAUUCUAUUUUCCAAGGAACCAGAAACGGACUACAUGGAAGCGGCGUUGAUCACCGUGAUGCAAAUUCAUUUGACCGAGCCUCCCGGUGAUGUUCUUGUGUUCUUAACGGGACAGGAAGAGAUCGACACCGCGUCUGAAGUGCUGUAUGAGAGAAUGAAGUCACUUGGGGCAAAGGUUCCCGAGUUGAUUAUUCUGCCUGUAUAUGGUGCUCUUCCAUCUGAAAUGCAAACGAGAAUCUUUGAACCAGCGCCUCCAGGAAAACGGAAAGUUGUCAUCGCCACAAAUAUCGCUGAGGCUUCGCUCACGAUUGAUGGAAUUUACUAUGUGGUGGACCCAGGAUUUGUGAAGCAAAAGAUUUACAAUCCCAAGAGUGGAAUGGAUAGUUUGACAGUCGUGCCAAUUUCCCAAGCAGCUGCAAAACAAAGAGCUGGACGAGCUGGAAGAACGGGGCCUGGCAAAUGCUAUCGAUUGUACACUGAAAGAGCUUAUAGGGAUGAAAUGUUGCCAAUGCCCGUCCCAGAAAUUCAACGAACAAACUUGGCUUCAACACUUCUGCAAUUGAAAUCGAUGGGAAUUAACAAUCUGAUUGACUUCGACUUCAUGGAUGCUCCUCCUUUAGAAGCGAUGAUUACCGCUCUUCACGAGCUGCACACAUUGUCGGCUCUCGAUAAUGAUGGAUUAUUGACGAGAUUGGGAAGGAGGAUGGCCGAGUUUCCUCUUGAACCUUCUCUUGCCAAAUUGCUUAUCAUGUCGGUAGAUCUUCAAUGCUCAGAUGAGGUUUUGACGACUGUGAGCAUGCUUUCUGCACAGAAUGUCUUCUAUCGACCAAAGGAAAAAGCUGAGUUGGCCGACCAAAAGAAAGCGAAAUUCCAUCAACCAGAGGGAGAUCAUGUGACUGCGUUGGCGGUGUACAACUCGUGGAAACAUCAUCACUACUCCCAGCCAUGGUGUUUCGAAAAUUUCAUUCAGGCGAGAGCUCUUAAACGAGCACAAGAUAUUCGAAAACAACUACUGGGAAUCAUGGACAGGCAUAAACUUGACGUAGUUUCUUGUGGACGAGAUGUUCAACGAGUCCAGAAAGCAAUUUGCUCAGGAUUCUUCAGAAAUGCGGCAAAGCGAGAUCCACAAGAAGGCUAUCGUACUUUGGUUGAUGGUCAACAAGUCUACAUUCAUCCCUCAUCAUCGCUCUUUCAAAAUCAACCAGAAUGGGUCGUUUAUCACGAACUUGUUAUGACGACAAAAGAAUAUAUGAGAGAAGUAACAGCAAUCGACCCAAGGUGGCUUGUCGAAUAUGCCCCAUCAUUCUUCAAAUUUGGUGAUAAUGCAAAAUUGUCGACAUUCAAGAAAAAUCAAACAAUUGAUCCGUUGUUCAACAAAUUCCAGGAUCCGAACGAAUGGCGUAUCUCUCGUGUCAAGAAGAGGAUUUACAACCCGAACAGA
Molecule: messenger RNA, 3582 nt
Organism: Mesorhabditis belari
Lineage: Eukaryota; Metazoa; Nematoda; Chromadorea; Rhabditida; Rhabditidae
Source: the annotation of a GenBank genome assembly